AGGAUGCUAGUCCUGAUGAUGGCACAGAUGAUGAUGCUGACUCUGAGUCAGAUGAAUAAAGCAUUUCCUGUGUUUCUGAAAUUUGUGUGUAAUUUAUUUUGUUUUGGUCUGUAAUAUUAAGUGUUGCUUUGACAACAUUUUUGAUAAAAAGGGGGAGUAACACCUGUACCCCAGGACAACAGAUUUGUUUGAACAAAUUUAUUUGAAGUUGAAGGUCCUCUACCAGAGGUUAUGCUGUUGUUUGAAGUUUUUAACUUCUAUGUGUGCUGAGUGUGUUGCUGUUCAACUUCUAUGUGUGCUGAGUGUGUUGCUGUUCAACUUCUAUGUGUGAUGAGUGUAUUAGCUAAUUUAAUUCUCUGCUUGGAUGUGUGUAUUCCGCUGCUUUGAACUCUGUUGUGAUGCCAAGUUGUUUUAGCCAAAAAUUUGCCAAAGGGGGAGUUUGUAGAUGUUUUUGAUUGACUGCAUUUUGUGUUAAAACACUAACUGUACUCUGAUGUCUUGACUGAUGUCAUGACAUGCUUGAGUAGUAUGCUGCAGGAUUAGUUAAUACAGGGUUUGCUGAAUGUCAAACUGGAUGUUAUGACAUUCAUCCCUGACAGCAAAUACUGAACUAUAGAAUAGUUGAUUUCUCUGUUAUAGCUCAGUAUUUAAUUCAGUCUGUUUUUCAGGAGAAUAACAGACCUAUCAUAUAGCCUAUUGUCUGAAUGUCAAACUGAAUGUUAUGACAUUCAUCCCUGACAGCAGAUACUGAAUUGUAGGCUGGUUGGUUUUACUGUUACAGCUCAGUAUUUCUUUCAGGCUGUUUUUCAGGAGAAUAACAGAGUUAGCAUAUGGCCUAUGUUCUAACAUUCAUUCCUGACAGCAUAUGCUAAAGUGUAGGCUAGUUAGUUUUUCUGUUUCAGUAUUUAUCUCAGGCUAUUUUCAGGAAUCUAACAGCUGAGCUAAAAUCCAGGAAACUAACAACUGUGCUACAAUUAAUAGACCUAACAAAUAGCCUAUUUGUUAGCACUUUAAUAUGUGGAAAUUAGGUUAACUUGCUUAACCUUAAUUUUAGGAAAUUCAAGUACAAAGACCAAGUGCUGCAUUAUAAAAGGAUGACAAUCCUACUUUCAGCAAUUCAGAGGUUUUGAAGCGUGAAGCAUUUAUUAGAUCAUCAUAUUUCACUGCUGAAUUUAAUUGUGUUUUGUAUUAGGUCGUAUUUGUGAGCCAAGCAAUUAUCACCUAGAUGAUUGCAUUGGACUAGGGUGUUCAUUGAGUUGUAAUUGUUGUGUCACUCUAAGCUUUUAAGUGUGAGUGCUGUGUUUCUUGAUUAAAGCUGUUAAGCACAAUCAAGAGUUGUUUGAAGUAUAACUUCGCCAUUAACUUUAAACUUAUUAAAGGUUGUAAUCACUGUGGUGAUUGAGGGGGAGUGAAUAGGAACUCUGGUCUUAGUUUAAGAUUGAAAUUGCAUUGGGUAGGUCUUAAGUGAUAGGAUUAAACAAUUGGUUUAAGUCCUGAAUUAAUACUGCUUAUAGUGGAUUUCCUCCCUGGCUUGGUAGCCCCCAGAUGUAGGUGUGUUUGUCACUGAACUAGGUAAACAAUUGUCUGUGUUAUUUACUGCCCUUUACAUUUACGUUCUGCAUCAUUCUUGUCUGCGCAGAAUUGGAUGUCAUAACAUCCAGUGUGACAUCGAUAAUCUGUUACUAGAAUUUCAGUUUUUAUUUAACCAUUUAUUUUGUUCUACUGUCAGGGUUUACUGCUAUGAAGUUUCUCAUGUUUUUUCAUCAUGAUUCAUACAGAGGAAAAUUUCAGAUACACAACAUUGAAGGGAUUGCAAGGACUUGUGAUGGGUUUCAAGCUAAUCUAUCAACUUUUUGUUCAGGGAAAAUUCUUGAUUUUGUGAACUGUCUUCCCGAGAUUAUUAUACUGGAGGAACUCCCUCGAUCGAGGAUCUGGUUCUCUCUCUUUAUGGGAAAUCAAGUCACUAAGGAACAUAUUGACCUCUACUUUUUUGCUAAAGAUGUUAAUAGCUAUUUGACAUAUUAUAGAGGAUUGAUGGAUUACAUCACCAAUAAUGAUUUGGCUCUGAAAGCAAAUUUGGACGGGGCUGAUCUUUUAAUUUUUCCAUCAAAGGUUCUGCCUAAGGAAAGCCAGUAUUCGAGUAAUUUUCCGUUCUUCUGGGGUGUAUUCAAAGAACGAAAGGCGAAUUACUCCACAAACUCAAACACACAGAUCUCAAAUGCUCUAGAGUCAGCAAAUGGAGACAAGAAGAAAUAUCGGUCAUUCAAUCUGAAUGCUGUCCCAGAAGAUGUAGAUGAUGAAACAGAAGUAGCUGAAAUUCUUGGAAGUGACAGCAAAAGUGGUACUAGAAAUGCACAUGUUGAAGAAUCUGAAAAAGAUAUGAAGAACACUCGCUAUUGUUCACAAGUCACCGCCCCUGCCUUGACUGCUGCGCCUGCUUCUGCUUCGACUGCUGCACCUGCCUCUGCUGCACCUGCCUCUGUUGCACCUUCCAAUGUUCAUCUUCAUCAUACAGGACAGGAGCGCAACGCAGACAGUGAAAAGCAAAUCAUUCAAGUAAACUCCAAAAAAGAGUUUACAUCUCGUCAUAUGGGAGACGCACUUUCAGGGCGGGUUCAAACAUUGGCAAAAGCAGAGCGGUACAUGGAUAGGAACGUGGAGGCUACUUCAUAUGUUGCAUCAGAUUAUUCUCUUACCAAAUGUGUGUCUGCUCUUGAAGAGAUACAAGAUAUUUCAGAUGACAUCUAUGGAAAAGCCUUAAAAAAGUUUAAGGACCCUGAUUGGAGGGAAAUGUUUAUUGCUAUGUCUGAUGAUAGGAAACGUGGAUGGCUACUCAGACUAUAGAAGUUUAGUUUUUUGUUGUUGUAAUAUUUGAUAAGACUUUACUGGGAUAUGUGGGAUAUGUGGUGAUUCUGAUGCAACAUACUUCUCUUCUGUUAUUUAGGGUCUUUAUGCUUAUGUACUUAUUUCUAUUUGUUGAACAA
This is a messenger RNA of Lathyrus oleraceus (garden pea), 2984 nucleotides long. RefSeq lists its product as uncharacterized. Gene Ontology annotation, molecular function: histone reader activity. The coding region runs from base 1741 to 2844 and encodes 367 amino acids. Gene Ontology annotation, biological process: negative regulation of transcription elongation by RNA polymerase II. The transcript has 6 exons. Lineage: Eukaryota; Viridiplantae; Streptophyta; Magnoliopsida; Fabales; Fabaceae. The record is from RefSeq and is a predicted model, not a curated record.